CGCAAGGGCUGGCGGAGAGAGCACUGCUGGCGGCUGGAAGGUCGCCCUCGUACGACAGCCUUACGGCAGGUCGUGCCGAGCAGCUGUUGGGUGGCUUCAAGGCGGGGCUAGCCCGGGUGGACCGCUGGCUCAUCGUGGGGUACCAGAUCAUGCUGGUGGUGUUCGGCACCUGGGUUCUGCUGAGCUGGAAGGAUGUGGCGGUGUCCCGUUUCCUGCUGCACCGCCACGACACCGCGCAGGGGCGGCAGGACCUGGACCGCAUUGUCACGCCCAUCAACGCUGCCGCCACCUGGGCGCUGCUGGUGGCUUCCGGGCUGCUGGUGGUGCAGCUGCUGGGGGUGGAUGUACGGCCGCUGCUGCUGCUGACGGGAGGGGGCAGUGUGGUGGCGGGGCUGGCCUCGCAGCAGCUGCUGGCUAAUGCGGUCAGCGGGUUGCAGAUGUACAUGGACCGCCCCUUCCGAGUGGGCGACACCAUCGGGCUGGUGUCCGGUGUGACCUCCUACGUGGGCGAGGUGGCGGAGAUAGCGGCGCUGCGCACCCACAUCGCCCUAGACGACGGCUCCAC
This is a messenger RNA of Astrephomene gubernaculifera, 565 nucleotides long. The record is from the annotation of a GenBank genome assembly. NCBI's taxonomy places the organism in Eukaryota, Viridiplantae, Chlorophyta, Chlorophyceae, Chlamydomonadales, Astrephomenaceae.